AUGGCUGACAAAGACACUGUGGAGAAGUUCCUCGACAACAAUCCGGAGUUUGCGAAGGGGUACUACGAAAAGAAAGUCCAGGCAGACGUGAUCACUGCUGCUUUCAACAACCAGGUGCAGGUCAAAGACCCGUCCUCUUACAAGGAUGUCACCACCAUCCAGGAGGCCGAGUUCAUAUUCGAGCUCAUAAAGGAGAUGCACAGCCCCAACCAGAUGGAGAAAGCCCUGCAUAAAGUCCUCCAGAGGAUUGCUCUGCUGAUCCAAGCCGACCGCUGCAGCUUCUUUGCCAGCAGGGCUCGCAACGGAACCCCUGAGCUGAGCACGGUCCUCUUCGAUGUGACGCACAAUUCUGCGUUUGAGAAGAAUUUCGUGAACCCCAACGUAGAGAUUGUUUUCCCCACCGACAUGGGAAUUGUCGGGUGGACGGCGCACUCCAAGAAGCCCCAGAAUGUUGCUGACGUAAAGAAGAACUCUCAUUUCAGUGACUUUGUGGACAAACAGACCAAAUACACCACAAAGUGCAUGAUCACUGCUCCCGUCAUGAACGGAAAGGAUCCCAUCGGUGUCAUCAUGGCUCUCAACAAACAAGGAGCCGCCGAGUUCUCCAAGAGUGAUCAGGAGCUCUUCACAAAAUACAUGAACUUUGCCUCCGUGGUCAUUCUCCAAGCACACAGUGCUUACAUGUGGGAUGUAGAGUCCAGGAGGAGCCAGGUGCUGCUGUGGUCCGCCAGCAAAGUGUUUGAGGAGUUGACAGACAUUGAGAGGCAGUUUCACAAAGCCCUGUACACAGUGAGGAUCUAUAUCAAGUGUGAGAGAUACUCUGUGGGACUGCUGGACAUGACCAAAGACAAGGAAUUCUACGACGAGUGGGCAAUCAAACUUGGAGAGCAGGAGGCAUACAAGGGCCCCAAGACCCCUGAUGGCAGAGAGAUCAAUUUCUACAAGAUUAUCGACUACUUGCUGGAAGACAAAGAGGAGAUUAAAGUUAUCCCUGGCCCUCCUGCAGACCACUGGGCUCUGGUCAGCGGACUCCCAUCCUAUGUGGCUGAGAAUGGAAUGAUCUGCAACAUGAUGAACGUCGCUAAUGACGAAUACUUCGCAUUUCAGAAAGUAGCGGUGGAUGAGUCUGGGUGGACGAUCAAGAAUGUCCUCUCGCUCCCUAUCGUCAACAAAAAGGAAGAAAUUGUUGGUGUUGCAACUUUCUUCAACAGGAAAGAUGGAAAACCAUUCGAUGAGAAUGAUGAACAAAUUACAGAGGCUCUGACCCAGUUCCUGGGCUGGUCCACUCUGAACAGCGACACGUACGACAAACUGAACAGGUCUGAGUGGGGUAAAGAUAUUUCCCAGGAGAUGCUCAUGUACCAGACAAAGGCCACACCGGAGAACGUGCAGACCAUUCUGAACACUCAGGAUAAGUUUGGCUCCACACCUGAGGACUGCGACCAGAAGGAGAUGUACAAACUUCUGCGAUCCACCAUCCCUGAAGCCAACGUCGUGGACCUGCGUGAGUUCCGGUUCAGUGACUUCCCCCUGUCGGAGAUAGAACUCAUCAAGUGUGGAAUCCGCUGCUUCUUUGAGCUGGGCGUGGUCGAGAAGUUCAAAGUCCCAGCUGAGAUCCUGACCCGUUGGAUGUACACCGUUCGCAAGGGAUACCGCGAUAUCACCUACCACAACUGGAGGCACGGCUUCAAUGUGGGACAAACCAUGUUCGCGCUGCUGCUAACAGGUAAACUGAAGAAGUACUACUCGGAUCUGGAGGCCUUUGCCAUGGUUGCUGCUGGAUUCUGCCACGAUAUUGACCACAGAGGAACCAACAAUCUCUACCAGACAAAGAGCUUAUCCCCGCUGGCAAAGCUGCACAGCAGCUCAAUUAUGGAGCGGCAUCAUCUGGAGUACAGUAAGACUUUGAUGGAGGAUGAGAACCUGAAUAUCUUCCAAAACCUCCAGAAGCGUCAGUUUGAAACCGUGCAGCAUCUGUUUGAAGUUUGCAUUAUUGCCACUGAUCUCGCACUUUAUUUCAAGAAGAGAACCAUGUUCCAGAAAAUCGUGGAAUGCAUUGAGGGGAUUCCAGAGGAGAAAGAGAAGAUCAGCCACGUCUCCAACAAUGCAACCAGGAAGGAGAUUAUAAUGGCAAUGAUGAUGACAGCUUGUGACCUGUCAGCCAUUACAAAGCCAUGGGAGGUUCAGAGCAAGGUCGCUCUGAUGGUGGCGUCAGAAUUCUGGGAGCAGGGAGACCUCGAGAGGACAGUUCUCGACCAGCAGCCUAUUCCCAUGAUGGACAGAGACCAUGCUGCCGAGCUUCCCAAGAUGCAGUGUGGUUUCAUCGAUUUUGUCUGCUCCUUCGUGUACAAGGAGUUCUCUCGCUUCCACCCAGAGAUCACACCCAUGUUUGACGGGCUGAAUGUAAACAGGGGCCAGUGGAGAGCUCUCGCCGACGUCCACGAAGCCAAGAUAAAGGCCAUCGAAGAUGAGAAGAAGAAGCUGGAGGGCGGAGGCGCUGAAGCUCAAGAUGCUGGGAAGUCAAAGACAUGUGCGAUCUGCUAGACAUCCAAGACCUUGCAAAGUAUCUAUGAAGGUUUUCCUGCAUGUGUAUUUGUACAGUGUGUACGUGCAUGAGCACGUGUUCACAGAUGAGGGAAUUGAAAUGUGCAAAAAUCCUCAAAUCAUUAUUUUUGUAUCCUGUAAUGUACUGUUCUUCAGAAAGCAGCACAACUGAGUGACGUACGAAUGUGACAUUAUGAAAAACAGACAUUUAACCAAUUCUUGUAAAUACAAAAAGCUCCAGUGAACUGAACUUGCCAUCAUCACAAAGAGUGAAUGUCUUCAUUCACUUGUGAAUAUUUAUACUAAAUACAAUUGAGGAAUAUUAAUGUGAAUAGAAAUAUUAGGCUGCAGUUGCAAUGCAGUUUGAACUGUUACAUGAGAAUAUUUUGGAAAUAUAAAAUACAAUAAAUUAUCUUUUGUUGUAGUGGAAAAAGAUUAAUAAAUUAAAUGAGUUGUUCCCUUUUUUAAACUUGCAAGUAGCACCACGUAAAUAUCAAGCAUACGUCCCCGGCAAAUGGUUGGAAGAUGUAAGAAGAUUUGAAAGAAUUGGAUUUGGUUAUAAGCCACAAGGCUUUCCCUUUUAAGUCGCCUGCUUACAUAAAGUAAAAGCACGGCUAAUAAGUCAGCGUGUCCAGAGUACAUGUGGCACUGGAAGAAAGGCGUCAGCUGGAAACGCUGUGCAGCACAUGUCAGCAUGUACAGGAGAAAGGACUUGUUUGACUGAAACGUCGUAUUUACCGUGUGAUUAUGUUGUGAUUUCUUGAAAUAAGAAGAUGUAUUUUUCCAAAAUCCCAUCCCACACUCUACAGAGAGUCAGCGUCGUGUCCUGUUUUAUUCUGCUGUCUUUUUGCAUAAAUUUGACUCUGUCAUUCAAAAAUACCUUCAAAAAUUCUAG
This is a messenger RNA of Platichthys flesus (European flounder), 3439 nucleotides long. Its product is annotated as cone cGMP-specific 3',5'-cyclic phosphodiesterase subunit alpha'-like. The transcript is spliced from 22 exons. Gene Ontology annotation, biological process: visual perception; signal transduction. NCBI's taxonomy places the organism in Eukaryota, Metazoa, Chordata, Actinopteri, Pleuronectiformes, Pleuronectidae. The record is from RefSeq and is a predicted model, not a curated record. The coding region runs from base 1 to 2544 and encodes 847 amino acids. Gene Ontology annotation, molecular function: 3',5'-cyclic-nucleotide phosphodiesterase activity; protein binding.